Tigriopus californicus is the source of this 2113-nucleotide messenger RNA. Its product is annotated as all trans-polyprenyl-diphosphate synthase PDSS1-like. NCBI's taxonomy places the organism in Eukaryota, Metazoa, Arthropoda, Copepoda, Harpacticoida, Harpacticidae. The record is from RefSeq and is a predicted model, not a curated record. Gene Ontology annotation, biological process: isoprenoid biosynthetic process; ubiquinone biosynthetic process. The transcript has 5 exons. The coding region runs from base 333 to 1472 and encodes 379 amino acids. Gene Ontology annotation, cellular component: transferase complex; mitochondrion. Gene Ontology annotation, molecular function: prenyltransferase activity.
GAGGUGAUGCUCGACAAACCUCGUGGUGUGCGAGAUACUUCACAUCAUAGGAUGAUCACGAUGGUGGCGAAGCAGAAAAAUGCCAGCUUGAUUUGGUUUCAUCGCACCCACCACGGGACAGCCAUUCCAAUGAUGAUCGUCGAUUUGACGUCCAUUGGUUUCAAACACAGAUCAAGGUAGCAAGGGUGAAGACGUACUACAAAGUGUCUUUCAAGGUGUGACAGGAUUAGAUACUUCCUAAGGGGAUCAAGUUGUGAUAGUUGCCAAUAAUAGUGAAAGUGAAAAUAGUGGAGACUGCGGGGACAAUCUAGAAAAGACCACUUGAAGUCACAAUGAACACGCAGUUGAAGCCAACCGUGUCUCGAUUGUUCCGUCAAUGGAGCCAAAAACGCUCAUCAAGUUCAUCUAAGUCCCUGCAAGCCUAUCCGGGCAUAAUUAUGAACAAAGAUGUUCAUCCACCUCACAAACAAACCCAAGGGGACGAGAUUCGAGCCAUAUUUCGAGGCAUCAACGUUGACGUGUUGUCUUAUGGCCCCAAAGACGCCAUCGAGGUCACCAAUGUCGCCAAGCACUACUUCAACACCGAGGGCAAAAAUGUUCGAUCCAACAUGACACUUUUGAUGGCCAAAGCCGUGAGCACUCACUUGGGCCUUCAGCUGGAUUUCAACCUGUUUAAAGAUCAAAUGAAGGUGGCCCAAGCGGCCGAGAUGUAUCACACCGCCAGUCUCAUGCAUGACGAUGUCCUGGACCAUGCUGACCUUCGGCGAGGCCAGCCUUCAGUCAACAGCCUUUGGGGGGAACUGUCUUCUGUCUACGGCGGGGAUUUCACCAUGGGUUUGGCCACCAGCGAGGUCGCUAAGCUCAAGAAUGAUGAGGUGUUUCAUUCAAUGUCCAAGAUCUUGGAAAGCCUCGUCAUUGGCGAGCUACAGCAAAUGUCGGCGACCCGGCCUUUGACCGAUAGCUCUGCUCAUCGAUUCCAGCGUUAUUUGACCAAGACCUUCAACAAAACGGCUUCACUCAUGGCCUAUUCGUGUCAAUCAGUCGCCAUUUUGACCGAAUGUAAAGCUGGUCCUGAUCGAACACUCUCAAAGAUGGCCUUCAAUUAUGGCAAGGAUUUGGGUGUGGCCUUUCAAUUGGUGGACGACUGGUUGGACUUUGUGGCCGACGCUGAGUUAUUAGGCAAGCCAUCAGCAGCCGAUCUCAAAUUGGGUUUGGCCACUGCUCCAGUUCUUUUUGCGAGUGAAGAAUAUCCCUUGGAAAUGGAACCGUUGAUUCACAGAAAGUUUGCCAGGCCUAAUGAUGCCGAGCGAGCCUUGAAAAUUGUGAUGAAAUCCGAGGGCUUGGAUAAAACUAAGGCCCUAGCAGAGCAAUUUUGUCAAAGCGCCAUUCAUGAGAUCCGCCCUCUGAAGAGCUCGCUGGCCAAACAAAAUUUGGAGGAUUUGGCCGAAUUGGUCUUGGAUCGGAUCAAGUAGACAGUGGCUUCUAACAUGGGAAAUGCCUCUGAUUAAUGCCCUUUACAAAUUACGCUUCAAUUUUGAUGUUUCAUGAUAUCGGUACAAACAGAUACUUUUGCCACUAAAUAUACAUAAUCUUCACUCGCAUGAAUUCAACACGGGUCAAUAGAAAUGUUGAGCUCACCGAGGAAUUUUCACCCUUCAGCUUAUUGUCUCUUCAGUUUAGAUCCAAAGCUAGCACAACCCCAAUGAAGAACGGCUGACUAUAAUUCGAUUUCUAUAUCUCAGUAAUAAUAUACUUUCAAGUGUACUAGAAACAAUGGGUUGUUAAAGAAAUCACAUUCGCUCAAUCUCAGAGGUAUGAUGCGACAUCAUGAUGCAACAUGUCUCUGUCGUUUUGCUCGGAAUAACUCGUUUUUCUCAAGCGACUAAAUAGUCAUGCCACAUAAACAAUGAAAAAAUCCCUUCCUAAUAAUUUCGGUUAACAAGAAACAUUUUAAUCGUUAUGGCUUUAAACUAUGGGAUGUACGAGUAUUUGCAAGAUUUUAACCGAAGCAUUCAAGUCGAAACCUUCCACUACCUUUGACGGAAAAUCAAUUUUGAUUGCCCUAUUAAUGUCUACCAAAUAAAUAUAGACAUGUGUUCCAAUGUUUCUGCCG